Oldenlandia corymbosa var. corymbosa is the source of this 843-nucleotide messenger RNA. The record is from the annotation of a GenBank genome assembly. NCBI's taxonomy places the organism in Eukaryota, Viridiplantae, Streptophyta, Magnoliopsida, Gentianales, Rubiaceae.
AUGGCUGGGAGACACCGGAUUCAUCGUGAAGCAUAUGAUAAUCGGCGUGGUUAUCCUCCAGAAGGCCCUGUUCCGCGUGCCCAUAUGGCCCGUCCACUCCCUCCUCCUCAUCCUGCCAUAUUAGAGGAGGAGCUUGAGAUUCAACACGGGGAAAUUCGCAGGCUUUGGGGUGAAAAUCAAAGAUUGCUUGAAGACAGAGUUGCUUUGCAGCGAGAUUUGAGUGCUGCAAAGGACGAACUUCGUCAUUUGAAUCUUAUGUUAGCGGAUAUUCGUGCUGAGCAAGAAGUACACGUAAGAGAACUUGUUGAACGCGGUAUGAAGAUGGAAGCAGAUCUACAGGCCGCUGAGCCUCUGAAAAAAGAGGCUGCACAACUGCGUGCUGAGGUUCAGAGGCUAAAUGGCAUCAGGCAGGAUAUGUCUGGGCAAAUUCAGAGCCUUACAAAAGAACUUACAAAGUUGGAAGCUGAUAACCAUCAGAUUCCUCAUUUAAGGACCGAACUUGAUGGACUACAUCAGGAACUUUUGCGCGCUAGAGCUGCGAUUGACUAUGAAAAGAAGGCACAUGUUGAACUGCUGGAGCAGAGACAAGCAAUGGAGAAGAAUUUGGUCAGCAUGGGGAGGGAAGUUGAAAAGCUGCGGUUAGAGCUGUCCAGCAAUGAUGGUCGAGCAUGGGCUGCAGGUGGACCUUAUGGGAUGAAUUUCGGCAGCUCUGAUGGGGGUUUUGCCAGACACUAUGCUGAUGGAUAUGGAGCUCAUAUGGGUGCUGCCAACGAGGGUUCGCCGUACGGUUCAAGUUCAGCUUCAUGGGGUGGAUAUGACAACCCACGAAUGGGCCGUCGUUAA